UGAACAUCAAUGUAAAGCGAUCAAGCGAUAAGAAGUUGCCAGAUGAAAGGACCCGGGAUGCUAAUGCCUCAAGAGGUUUCCUCUCAACUCCUGGCCAAGGUCAACGCAACAAAAAACCUAGAGAUAGUUUUGCAGUCAUGCGAUCACGAGACCAGAAACACUUUGUUGGCAUCACACUUCCUCCUAAAUAAGCCUCUUAUUAAGAGAUUUUUUGGAAUGAUCUGAUGCUCAGGAGCAAAUGAAAGAAAGGUCAAUACUAAAAACCCCAAGAUCGAAGUUGAUGAAGGAUUCGAAAACCUUGCAAAAGAAUGAGAUCCAGAAGCAAUUUCGACUCCAAAUGUAAUAAAUGAUAACAAGAACGAAGAGAAUAAAUUUGAAGCAGAUAAUUCUAAAAUGUCUCUAUUCUACCCAAACCAAGGAGAAAACAAGAAUAAGAAGCUGAAGACUAAAUAAGAGCAAUUUGAAGCUCCCUGAAAUAGACUCGAAGGCAAAGGCUAAGGAAAUCCUUGGAGUUGCGAGUGGGGACACUCUAAGCAUAGCUCCUCCUCCAAGCAAGGAGGCAAAGAGCCUACCUAAAGAAGCAUCAAACUAAACUGAGAAAGCCAGUGAACAUAGUCUCUAGCCACACAAAAUCUUUUAUCUAC
Moneuplotes crassus is the source of this 644-nucleotide messenger RNA. Lineage: Eukaryota; Ciliophora; Spirotrichea; Euplotida; Euplotidae. The record is from the annotation of a GenBank genome assembly.